Molecule: messenger RNA, 518 nt
Organism: Dioscorea cayenensis subsp. rotundata (Guinea yam)
Lineage: Eukaryota; Viridiplantae; Streptophyta; Magnoliopsida; Dioscoreales; Dioscoreaceae
Exons: 2
Coding region: 115-324 (69 amino acids)
Source: RefSeq, a predicted model, not a curated record
CAAGCCUACUGCCAAACUCUCUUUAUAAAGGUCAUAGCACAUCCCUCAACUACAUUCUCUGAUUCCAAAGUAGCUAUUGAGGUUUCUCCCUCCUCUCUGUUUUGAGGUUUGAAGAUGGUGAUGAUGGUGGGUGGGCAUCUGGAGAAGCUUGUGGGCAGCCUCAAGUCCAAGCUGAAGGCCUUGAAGACAAAGAAGAAGGCAUAUGAUAAGAUGGACAAGAGCGAGAGCAUGCGGGUGGAGAUAAGAAGCCAGAGAGCCAAGAAACUCAUUGCUGAGACUCUAAAGAUAGCAGACUCUCCUGGCCACAAGAGCUAUGCCUUCUAGUCCCUGCAUGUUCUCAUGUCAAAACAUAUAUGCAUACUUCUCAUGAAGAAGGUGUCAUGUCAUCUUUACUAUUGCAUGAUAUGUUUAUCAAGUAUAAAAACUCUUCAGUAUGGUUCUCCUCUUCUUCUCAUCUGUUUCAAUGUCUGUAUGCAUUUGUGUUUAAGUUUAGCAUGGUAUGCUGUUUGCAGAGAACA